Molecule: messenger RNA, 3186 nt
Organism: Psilocybe cubensis
Lineage: Eukaryota; Fungi; Basidiomycota; Agaricomycetes; Agaricales; Agrocybaceae
Exons: 11
Coding region: 1-3186 (1061 amino acids)
Cellular component (GO): nucleus
Molecular function (GO): DNA binding; ATP binding; chromatin binding
Source: RefSeq, a predicted model, not a curated record
AUGUCUUCAAACGCUUCGAGUCAGCCGCAUCGUAGUGUGCCACCGGCACAAUCCAGAGAUGCAAGCGGGCCAUCUCGAUUCUUCCCCAAUCCCAAUCCAUCCCCUGUUCAUAUCCUCGCGCCUAAUUCAAGUCCUCUUUCGAACGGCGAAUCAUAUUCAAGGGCUUACUCGCCAGCCAACGGUGUUCAACACUCUCCAAUCCCCUCCAUAUCCAACACAAAUUAUGCCAAUGCUUGGCCGUCGGUGAGGAGGAACUUCACUGUCGAUCCGUUGACAGCAUCCAGCGGCUUCACAUCUAGUAGUAACUCCAAUCAUGCUCCUCCACGACGACAAUGGGGGAGUGAUGAGCUGCCCAAUCAUGAGGAGGGCCCGCCUCGCAAAAGAAUUAAUCGAGGCCCAUCGGAAGACCCGUCUACCAGUCUAGAAUUUCCACCGUCUCCAGAAUUCCAACGCGUCGGCGAACGGCGCCAUUUUUCUACAAUCAGUGUAGACUCCAUGUCCGUAUCUUCAGAAGAGUCCUUACCCACCAGCGAUACAAGAUUCAAUAUGUUUCUGAUGACACAUCCCGGCGAGAACAAGUCAAAAGUCCAUGCAGCGUGGGUGCAAGCUGGCUGCGACAACCGUAGAGCAGAUGCGUUUUUAAGGGAUCCAGCAUGGUCUCCAGUCCUACCGGUAUCCACAACAAUGGAUAAAGAUGCUUUGGGUAGGGUCAAAGAGAUCGAUGAAGCCUCCAAAGCUCAGAGAGCCGCAGUUAAAGAGAAAGGCAGAAAAUCUAUGAUCUAUGCGAAUCGUCCUGGGUUAGAGUCGAAGGCACCUGCUACCCCUCCACCUUCCAAGAGUAUUAUUGACUUGACUACACCGUCAUAUUCAACCCCAACAUCGCCCCUCACCCCAGUUGUAAGAGCUCCUCGACGCCAGCGCGCAAAGAAGCUAGUCAUUCAUUCUGACGAUGAAUCCGGUUAUGAAGAGCCCGCAUCUGACGAAAGAGAUGAUAUGACAAGCGAAGCGCGCUUAGAAUAUGCCUAUGAAGCGCGUGCAUUAGAGUAUUUGAAUACGUCGCAAUCUGACGCAUUGCAAGAAUUGACUGGAUGCACUCCCGAGCAGGCCAACGUUAUCAUUGAGCUUCGUCCAUUCAGUUCUGCAGAAGACAUUCGAAACAAGCUUGGUCAAGGCAAAAAGAAAGCAGGACCAACCGGUAUCAGUCCACGCAUGUUCGAGGACUGUACCACGAUGCUGAAAGGCUAUGGCUCUGUCGACAAUGUGCUGGAAAGCUGUGAAAAGAUUGGAUCUACUCUCCGUACAACUAUUUCAUCGUGGAUCCCUGACAAAAAAUCCAACGUGGACGAAAGUCUGGACGACGGCGCUCUGAGCUUAUUAUCAAUCAAGCCGUUAAAGAAGGGCAAUGCUCAGAACCACCUAACUACUCAACCAAGAUUGAUAGCGCAAGGCGUUUCCCUGAAAGAAUAUCAACUUCUUGGAGUUAACUGGCUUCAUUUGCUCUACCGCAGCAAUUUGAGUUGUAUAUUGGCGGAUGAAAUGGGACUUGGGAAAACUAUCCAGGUCAUCAGCUUCCUCGCAUAUCUUAAAGAACAGGGCAAGAAAGGACCUCAUCUCAUUGUAGUACCGUCAUCUACACUAGAGAAUUGGUGUCGAGAAUUCGCUAAAUUUGCCCCCUCUGUUGCUAUCCAAACGUAUUACGCCGACAAAAAUGAUCGACCAGCACUUCGAGAGACCUUAAUCAACACACAGAGAUGUCGUAGUAAAACUUCAGAGGGAUGGGAAGUCCUUAUUACCACCUACAAUUUGGCCCAAGGCGACGAUCGUGAUCGAAAGUUUUUCCGCAAGAUUGAAUGGGAUUGUUGUGUAUACGAUGAAGGACAUGUUUUAAAGAAUUUUCAAUCCCAACGAUAUCAAUCCUUGAUGAAGUUCGGCUCGAACUGGAGACUACUAUUAACCGGCACGCCGUUGCAGAAUAAUUUGCAAGAACUUGUCACCAUAAUGUUCCAGUCUUUGCUAAACUUCAUCCUGCCUGACCAAUUUGCUGGCUCGAUCGACUCCUUACGUGCAAUUUUCAAAGUCAAGGGAGAUAGCAAAGUUACAUUACUUUCACAAGAACGGAUUUCACGCGCAAAGAAAAUGAUGACUCCGUUUGUCUUACGCAGAAGGAAGGACCAAGUAUUAAAAGAUCUUCCAAAGAAAACAGAGCGUAUCGAGUGGUGUGAAAUGACUGAGCUGCAGAGAUCAAUUUACCGCGAUGCACUUCAACGUUCCCGGAAAACGGUGGUCGAGGCGCAAUUAGAUGAAAGUUCUGAAAGCUCUUCUAGUAAAAAGUCACGUGUCGGUCAUCGUCCCAAAGACAAACUUUACGCCGAAAACAGCUCUAAUGUCUUGAUGGAUCUCCGCAAAGCAGCCUCUCAUCCCAUGCUUUUUCGAACUAGGUUUACUGAUGAUACAUUGUCACGGAUUGCUAAACAGUUGUUGAAGGAGCCUGACUUCAAGAAGCGGGGGGCCCUUUACGACCUUGUCAAAGAAGAUAUGUCUGUAAUGACAGAUUCGGAGCUUCAAGUUUUCUGUGCUACAUACAAAUCUACCCAGAAGUAUCUUCAAGAUCAAUCUUGUUAUAUCGAUGCCGGGAAAGUCCAAGUGCUCCUCAAAUUACUGCAGACUUAUAGACAUGAUGGUCGAAAAGUCUUGAUAUUUUCUCAGUUUACGCAAAUAUUGGAUAUUCUUCAAGCUGUUUUGAGAAAUCAUCAUGUCAAAUUCCUUGUUCUUACAGGAAGUACUCCGGUAGAUGUGCGGCAAACUUUGGUGGACGAAUUUACUGAAGACGAUUCAAUUCCCGUCUUUUUGUUAUCCACAAAAGCUGGAGGCAUGGGUAUUAAUCUAACUGCUGCUUCAGUGGUCAUUAUGUUUGAUCAAGACUUCAACCCGCACAAUGACCGGCAGGCACAAGACCGAGCCUAUCGAAUAGGCCAGAAAAGAGACGUUGAGGUAGUUAAGUUAAUCUCUAAGGGGACAAUCGAGGAGGAUAUGCUUCGACUAGGAGAAACCAAACUAGCCCUCGAUGAAGCGGUAGCUGGAGACGGCGAUGAAACCGACGGGAGUGCUCCUGAACGCGAAAUGAAGGUUUCACUGUUGAAAACUUUGCGCAAACAGUAUGAGAUGGAAGGCAAGCCGACACUCUGA